AUGCAGCUGACAAAAAGCUUCGUCUGCCUUGCCCUCGCUGUCGUCCCAGUUUUAGCCGUUCCCACUGAUCCCACCGCCGCGCAACCCGGCCAACAGGCACCGGACGCGUUCGCCUGCAAGAACACUCAUGGCGACUUCUACAUCAGUGCCAAACAUGCAAAGGAUAAUAUCCGCGCGGCGCCUCCUGUAGCGGGAUCUACUGGAUUCCCCCACCCUUUCCCCAAUUAUGACGGGAUCGCUUUCCACAACACGCGAUGCAGGGACCGCCAUGUCAGUUUGCUGGAAUUCCCCGUCUACCCUGACGGUCACUUGUACCCCUUCGACAAGAAUCCCAAGCAUAACCCUGGCCCGGCCCGCGUCGUCUAUACCGCGCACAAAAAGGAGUUCUGCGGUAUCAUUGCCCACCCCGACGGAGAGAAGGGUCAUUAUGAGCUGUGCAACUAA
Pisolithus orientalis is the source of this 444-nucleotide messenger RNA. Its product is annotated as alpha sarcin precursor. Gene Ontology annotation, biological process: negative regulation of translation. The transcript has 2 exons. The record is from RefSeq and is a predicted model, not a curated record. Lineage: Eukaryota; Fungi; Basidiomycota; Agaricomycetes; Boletales; Pisolithaceae. The coding region runs from base 1 to 444 and encodes 147 amino acids. Gene Ontology annotation, molecular function: RNA nuclease activity; RNA binding.